ACAGCUGUAGAGUAUGAGCUCAUGCACUCGUGUACACUUUUUUCUUUGUCAAGCUCUACUGUCAGAGUUGCAGUCUGUAUUAUAGCUGUGGAUUGCUGCAGGAGGACUGACUCUGAAGGAAGAUGCUGUUGAAGAGUUCAGCGGGAUUUGUUCUGAUCUUGCUCUCUCAUUGCACUACAUUGGUGACCACCAAAGAGGCGGUGGUCUUGGCUAAUGCCCACCUUCUCUCUCAAAGAGAUUAUGGUAGACUGGCUAACAUCAAUGAUAAAGGCUAUCUAAGGGAUUGUUUUGAGAUUUUUCAGCGCUCCAGAGGAAAUUCCAGAGAUGGUCUUUACAUCAUCCAACCAAAGGAAGACCCAAUUGUUGUCUCUUGUAACAUGCAGGAUGGUGGCUGGACAGUAAUCCAGCAUAUUACAGCCAACAGUACUGUUGACUUUGAUAGGACGUGGCAGGAUUACAAAUACGGAUUUGGCUCUGUUCAUGACAACCACUGGUUAGGAAAUGAGUACAUGCAUCAGUUAACUGGUGGCUCUGUGCAAUAUGUACUUGGAAUUAAACUUGUAGACCUAAAUGCUGAAAUCAAGUGGGGACAGUACGAACCAUUCCGUAUUGAAGAUGAAGAAGCUCAAUACCGAAUCAGGGUCGGCCUAUACGAAGGCAAUGCUACUGAUGCUCUGACUCUGGACACAGAAGCUUACCUCCACGACAACCAGAAGUUUACCACCAAGGACAGAGACAAUGACAAUUACUUUCAGAAUUGUGCCAAACUAGAACACAAUGGUAUUCCUGGGGGAGGAUGGUGGUAUGACGCAUGUGCCGGGGCAAAUCUGAACCGUAGGAACGUGAUAUACUGGCAAAAGGACUGCAACAAGAAGCAUUUGUGCAAGUUUUCAUGGAUGAUGGUCAAACCCAUUGAACACAGCCCAUCAUAUGCAACUAACUCUUGUCCAUGUCAGAAGGAGGAACUGUAGGUGAGCCAUGUAUCCUUUGAAUGGAACAUGGGUUCUUUGUCAAGAGACUGAAGUAAAAUCACACUAAUUAAAUAAGUAAUUGUGAUGAAAAAUUUAGCCUCUACAAGGGCUUUGUGAUCGCAUAUUGUUCAGGACUGGACCUAAAACAUAUAGAUAUCUACCAAUCACAAAAAUGAGAAUAGAUGACCUCUAAGAAAAUAUUUACACUACCCAUUUUAUAGUAUUUUGGCCAUAAGAGCAGUUAGGUAUGAAAUCCAGGAGAAGAUGUCUUGUAGCAGAUACACAUGCAUACACAUGAAUUUUAGAAGGUUUUGCUCCAGGAUGAAUGUUCAUCAUUAACUGCACAUCUUCACAAAUUAUGCAGGAAAGAAAUGUCAAGGGAAGUACAUAUAUUUACAAAAUGCUUAUCAGAGACUAUCCUGUACCACAGGCUAGCAUAAAGCCUUUCCUUUUUACCUUCAGUGAAAGAUAUUUUAAUAUUUUUACUUGGUAGGAGCCUUAUCUCCAAUGGCUUCUUUUCUCAUUCACUGACUUUUUAUCUCUACUCUUUAAUGAUCCCAUAUCUACUGAAUUACUUAGCACAGUAUUUUUUUCCUUCUUAUUAGAGCACCCAGAGCUAAUGGCCUCAUCAGCUUUCCCAUUAAAAGCUACUAGUUCAAGGCCAAGUAAAGGGUACCAGCCCUCAGCUCCAAUUUUUCCUUCUGUUCCAUGAAGUACUAAAACUUUUAUUAUUUUUUUUUAAUACCAUUGUGAGAUAAGAACAGCGUUGGCUUUAGUUUACAUGUACUAGCUUCAAUUGUUUUGGUACUCAACCUUGAGCUUAUUUAAACAGUGCCUUUUUUCCUGGUUGUAACACAAAGAGAAAGCCUUUAAAUUUCAUGAUGAAUUCAUCUCUUUUAAAAUUGUAAAUAAAAGGAUUUCAGUUUUGGUAACCUUGAAAAGCUUGUUUACUUGUACAAAUGAUGGGGUUAUUUCACACAUUUCAAUAUAAUUGGAAUAGCUGAAUUACUACUUAAGAGUCUUCAUUCUUGUAUUGUUCAAAUUGCCAGGAUAAUAAUUAGAAUAUAUUGUAUUUUAUUGUAGAUUUUCAAUUGCAGAAACUCAGGCAACAGAUACUGGCAAAGUUCUGCUUCUUAAUUAAAAAAUGGAAUCUUGUCAUUUCCAUGAAAAUUAUUUUAGAGGCAAAUAAACUGUACUGUGUUUAGAGAA
Molecule: messenger RNA, 2180 nt
Organism: Gallus gallus (chicken)
Lineage: Eukaryota; Metazoa; Chordata; Aves; Galliformes; Phasianidae
Product: fibrinogen-like protein 1-like protein
Exons: 3
Coding region: 123-971 (282 amino acids)
Source: RefSeq, a predicted model, not a curated record